AACUUCGAAUGGUCCAGCCCGUCAGGAGGAGUAAGCGGCGACACAGAUAGGCGACCCACCGACAGUAUUUAGACAGAAUUAAAGUUCGUCGGGUCCACCCAACAACAGUUUGGACCACUUUAUUUCACCAUGACAUAUUCAACUGUGCGCGAGGAGUACAAGAAAUGCGUCUGAACGACUUGAGAGCGGAAGUGUGAGGAGGGGGAAGUUGUCAGGCGGUAGAGGAAAAAUAAAACCCCCAUAUAAAGUGAUUUUCGUGCUUCAAGUUCAAGUCAAACAUCGUUUUUUCUAGAGGCAGGGUGUCCCCGGAGUGCUCAAGGGCAUGGACACCCACGUGAAGGAGGGACAGCUUUAUGUGCAGCAUCAGAAGUUUGGAAAGGUAAGAUCUUGAGAAAAAAAAUCCUCUAUGCCAUCAACUUAUUAUGGUGUUGGUGUUGACAAAAUGACAAGAGAGGCAGAAACCUCAUAAGAAGUGAGGUUUUUUAUAGUAUUAAUUUAACUGGGAAUAGAAAUGUGGUGAAAGUAUAUUGAAUUAGUUGCAUGUAAUCAGAGGAGGUCACUGAAAAGUUUUAGAUUAUCAGUGAGACACAAAAAGAUUGAAGGAUUUGUCCAUAAGUGUCAACAUGCCUGCCCAACAUUAACAGUCCAGAAGUCUGGUAAUAUCCAUGUUGUGUCCGUGAACUUAACCAGGGUGAUGAAGUAGUUCCAUAUAUUUGUUCAGAUAAAGAUAGAGGAUAAAGACAAAGGCACUUACAAUCACAGAAGUUGCAGAAGUAAGAUGGGAAAAAGGCCUUUUAGUUUGCUGCUCACUUUACUUUGAACAGAAGACAAAAGACCUCAAAUUUAAGAAACUGGACGCUUUAUGACUGAUCAUUUUUCUGCUUUAUACUGUGUUUUAGUGUAUUUUAUCGUCUCUCGUGACUGCUCAUUGUCAGAAACUUUGUUAACUGUACUGUAACUAAUUUGGCCAGGCCACUCUUAAAAAAGAGGUUUUAAAUCUGCUUAAAUGAAGGUACCAGGACAGAAAUAAAACAAGUUUAUGUUGGAAUUUAAGAGAGAUAGCCAUUCAUGCUCAUACUGUUAAUUGUAGUUUUGUGUUGUUCCCUUUUGUCAAUGAGGCAGUCAAAGAGCAGUUAGUGUGCUCUUACUGACAAAGAGAGAAAAUGACCACAGUUUUUAUGUGCUGGUCUAGUUUUGAUGCAUUGGUUUCGAUAUUGUUUGUGAGAAUUGUAUGCAUGUGUUUAUGAGCUGGGGUUUGAACCACAACAGUACUCAGUUGUUUGAGUAGUAUAAAAAGUUUUUUUUUUUUUGUAUGAAUAGCAACAAAAGGCUAUAAAGGAUAGGUUUGAGAUAAGCAAGACUGAAGACAGUUAAAUAUCAGUUAUGACUGUGUGUCUGCAUGUGUGUAUGUGUUUGUAGGUGUGUCUGUGUUUGUUUUUAGGACUUGGCCUCUCUGCAGCCUUGCCUGUAGUUUUAUUAAGACCUCGUUUGGUCUUUCAGAUUUGUAAGCGGGUCUUUGUGUCUGUCUCUCUCUUCAGUCAUAUGACAGAUUAAAAACACAUUCUGGCCCUGUUUCCUGCUCUGAAAUCACCACUGGACAAUAGAUAUUCAUAUUCCUAAAACAAAGUCUCAGUGUUUGGUUUACAAACAACAGAAACGAACAACUAAGAUCAAAAAUAUGAACAUAUCUUUGCUUGGUCCAACAGAAGAGAGGAGAAACGAUAAAAAAGCAUCCGAGAAGAAUAGCACAGGAAGCUGGAAGUUGGCUGAAUUUAAAGUGUUGAAAGUGCGGUGAGGUUAGCUGGUUGAAUUAUGCAACAGGGUUGUCGGUGGACACAUAGACUCUCAAGGGUUUAAAACCUUAUGUUUGGUUGGAAAAUGUGACUUAAUAGCGCAGUAGCAACAUCCAAUCAAGCUUUCUGUCUCUACCUGCUUUUAUUGAAGUGCAAAUUCAAAUGAGAGUCUUUUGAAACUCUACCAAACCUCAGACUACAUAUAUGCACUGAGCAGUGUGUUUAUACUUACUACUGCGCAGUUUUUGCGCUGAAUUGUAAUCACACCCUUGCGACAAUUUGUACACCCAUCCUUAAGUUUGUGCUGUGUUAGAUGCAGUUGAAAACUAAUAUGUAUGAACUAGAUAACCACACACAUAUAUUCAUGCCCAAGAUGCUCAGGCCUACAAGUCCUCAUAGUUGGUAGAUAACAAAAGCGGCUUCAGCUACAAGCUAGCUCACACUUGAUCAGACUGGAUGUGUCAGGAUAAAAUAAUAUUGAACACUCUAAGGCUACAUCUGUACUCUGGAGAGUCAUCCUUAAUGUAAUAUUUGCCCAAUACAGUGGUACAGUGGUUGGAUGUUUCCCUGCUCCAACACACCUGAUUCAAAUGAUCAGCUCGUUAGUAAACCAUUCCAGAGCUUGAUAAUGAGCUGAUCAUUUGAAUCAGGUGUGUUGGAGCAGGGAAACAUUCAAAACAUGCAGGUCAGUGGGCCUUGAGGACUGGACUUGAGAACCACUGGCCUAAUAGAUCAAUAGGUUUGUAAUUCCUCUAAAUUUUGUAAUCACAACAAACAUUACAGAUGCUUAAUAUGUUUUCCAAAAAUUAGAAACACCUAAUCCUUCUUUAGCGCAACCCAUAUGUAUCACGGUAGUUUGUGAUUCUCCUAGUACACUCUGUAGUAGAUGUCUUUUCAGAAAAAACUGAAUAAAAAAUGUAAUAUGAAUGAAAAAAGAACAAAGAAUUAUCACAGUACCUCCCUGUUGUAAUAAUGUUUCAUAACAUAAUAGAUAUCAACAAUCUCAAAAGUCUAGUCACUUCCUCUGCAGCUCAAAGCUGAGGGUUGCGUAGACCCAAUUGAGUUGCAGUGAUUAUGUUGCGUUUAAGACCAACUCAACGAAGAAACUAAGAACAACUCAACUCGUUUAUUGCUAUUACGAUUCAUCACAUUUUACUGCUCUUCUAUUCAACUUUCUAAAGUUCAGCUGAUCAGUCAAAGGUCAUCACAAUUGCAAACCAAAACCAUGCCAGUUUACUCGUAGCUAAGCUCCGUUCUCAGUGGCAUGUCUGUUGUACUGCGGUGCAGUCCUGUUGAAUCCUGACAUGUUUGAAAACACUUCUGUAUAGAAAUGGCAGCACUCUGAGGUUAAGGCUGCAGCCAUGUGGUCAAACCAUUGGUCUCUCUCUCUCUCUGUCUCUCGCACCGUGACACAGAAACUCACACAUAGCACAUAAACUCCUCUACUCCCCAUUCGCAUUUAAAAAAACACUCAGAUUACAAACACACAUUUUUUUUACAGCUUUCCACUGUCCUAACUUCAUGAGAUAGAUACGCAUCAACACAUCACACACAGAGCACAUUUUUAUUCUCUUGAACACUCGCACAGAUAACCGCACACACUUCUGUAUGUCACUGAGGUCUGUCUGUGGCCGGCUACCACAUGGCUGAGUAGCUGAACUAAACAGCAGUAUGGCGAAAUGAAUGGGUCAGUGUUUCCAUCUGUCACAUAGUUUCACUGGUCUGCAUGCGAGUGCACACACACACAUACUGGACAUUAUAUUUUGUGGUAUCAUUGAAAUCCAUAGGCCUGAGUUCCACCAAGACUAUUUGUACCGCAAAGUCUUUGUGUAGUGGGUCUAAAUUUGCUCUAGAUAUCACCUGUUAUUGGUUACAUAAUAUGUGGCGGUAAACUGGUGUGAAACUUUCCUCCCCGGCUCUUGCAAGAUGCUGAUUGUUCUGUUUCAUGAAGUCUAUUUUAACCAGUUUCAACAAGUAGCUCUGAGGCUAUCUUUCAUCAUUUGGAUGUUAAAUAAUCCAAAAAUGAAGCAUGUGACAAAAGACAGUUGAUUCUGCGGACAUGACUCAAAGUGAAAUCAAUAAUAGAAACCAAACUGACUUUCACAAAACAAACUGUCCAUGGCCAGUUUUGUCCUCCUUCAACACGGCUUAACUCAGUCUAAAUUCACUUGAUGAAAUGGUCCACUGGCAGAUUGAACCUGCAGCAGUGAAUCUUUUUGGGCCAGAAGUUGCCAGAGCUUGCAGGAGACAGAGAUUUUUCAUUAUGAAACAUUACUUGCACAUGUUUUUACCAGGAAUGCAGGAAUCAACAAAAUGAACACAACAUUUUAACAAUGAAUUUGCUCUGUCUCAGUCCAACUGGUGGCAGCAGAUCGACUACAUAUAACUUUUGGAUCGUGCUGAUUUAUUGACCUUUGUUAACAAUGUACCCACUGAGCAUUUUUUUAUCUAAAAGAGGUCUAAUAGACGUCUAAAUGUAGCCUAGACGACUGGUCUAAAAUCAGGCAACUACAGGUCUAAAAAGGAACGUUUUUUAGAUGUCUGAAUUUAGACCAAGUUUAGACCAAGUCUAAAUCGGGGCUAUAUCUAUACUACACUGUAUAUUGCUCAACGGCUGUCAUAAUUACUUUGAUUAAGUACUUGGAGAUCAGAUCAACUCACAGCUGCUUUUUGAAAUAAAUAGUGAUCGAAUAUUGGGUUAAAGUGCAACGUCUAAAUUCCGUCUAAAAAUAUACAGAAUCUAGAUGGUUGAAAUUAGCUCUACUAGAUGUCUAAUAGCCGUCUAUUGUUCAGUGGGUAGUUGGUCGUAUCUUCUUAUUGAUCCAAUCCUUACAGCAGAUGAUCUCAUCCCGCCUUUUUUUCAACUGUCAGACAAACUCAUUUCAUGUCUUGUCUGUGGAAAGUCUAAUGAAAAGCACAUCUUGUCUUUCCACUUUGUCACCUUCUGUGAAACUAAAGAUAAAUCAGUUAAGCAGCAGUGACAGGGUGAACUUACCUCAUAUUUGCUUAAGUCGCUCAUAAAGAGACAACAGCAUUAAGUUCAUUAAAGUCAGUUUCAUAACUAGUUGAAAAAUGGAGACUGCAGAUUGUAUUUUCAAAUAUUUGUAUUUUCAUAUUUUAGAAUCAAAUAAGAAAACUGUUAACAAAUGAAGAUGUGGUUAUUAGUACUAAAAAAGAGAAAAACUGAAGUCUGUGGUCUUCAUUGUCAAAUGAGUCGUGGAAAAACACUUACAUUGUUGUUUCACACUGACAGCCAGUGUGUGAAGAAUCUAUCUUUGCAUCAAACUGAUACACGAGUAGUUUGACAGAUAUUUUAAGGCAGUAACAUAGAUCUAAUGUAUGAUUGACUUCAUUUCAUGUCUUUAUCUUUUACAAUCAAACUCGGCAGCAACACUUCUCUCUUUUGCUCAAGGAAACACCUUUGAAGAGGGUUUUUUUUAAACUUUUGUGGCUACAUUGACCCAGCGCUGAGAUGGUUUGCCACUCAAAAAGAAAAAAAACAAAAAAACAAAUGUGAUUAAAAAACAUGAGAAAAUUGACUGACUAUUAAGUGUUGCAGGGCCCUUACAAUGCUGAUACAGUAAUUAUAUAAGAGUGAUGAAGCAUUAAAGAGUGAGCACAGCCGUGAACCUAAACAACAGUGUUAACCAACAGGAGGCUGGUGAGGAAGUUGCUGUUCUCCCUGUCAAGAUCUUUUUUGCAUAAUUUCCACUCAGAGUAUAGGCGGCUGAUAACCGUCUGUUGCCUUAUAUGGAGCAUCUGAUUCACACACACACACACACACACACACACACACACACACACGCUCACACACACCUCACAGGACCAUGUUUCUCUCUCCCUUUAUAUAACAUUAUCACCUAUGAUGGUCUGGUGGUUUAAACGUGUGUGUACAUCUACUUGUGCAGUGCAAUAGAUGGUCCAGAAUGUACAACAUGAUAGCAAGGUCUUAAUAAUUAAGACAAUGCAAAGAGAUGCAGCACACUUGUGGACAUGCAGGGCUGUGAAAAAACUUGCAGAAGAGGAUUUUGGGUAGUGACCUUCCACACUUUUCCUGCCCUCUCUGAUAACUUAAGGGUAACAUGUUGGGAUGUUUGCAUUCAUGUGUUCAUCAAACUCAUUUGUGUGUGAAUAUGACUUAUAAACUGAUGAAGCUUAAAGUCAUAUAUCCACAUAUAAAGUUCUACUUGUUGCUUUAAGGACCGUAGCUAUCUUUACUUUUGAAGAACUCAGUGCGCCGCUACACAGCGACAAACCGACUAACUCUGUGUCUUUUUUAGGGCUAGCAAAGUGUGAAUUAGCUGCUCCAACUACUAGUAUGUAGACCUACUGUUGCAAGUGUUGCUGCUCCAUCCAACCAAUCAUGAACUGAUAGGGCUGGCUUUUAAGAUCCCAAUUUUUGAUACCGUUUCACAUUAAAUAUUUACAAUAAAUGAUAAAUUAGACUGAUUUUUGUAAAUAUAAUAUACUCAAGUAUGGAGAGGAUACGUGUGGGGAUUUAAAAAUGUUUUUGUUGACUCUAGUAUAGGUACUGAAAAGGACAAUCUUAUUGGUUAGAGGACCAUUAAUACUCAGAGUGUAAGCUAAACUUCCCCAGGUAGUUGAGGGAUUGUCAAAUCAUUGACCUAAUGUCACCAACUCACUAUGUGAACAUAGGAGAGGACACUUAACUUCACUUCUCUUAGAUAACGUAGCUGAGAUGAGGCAGAGUAUGACACCAAACAAUUACACCAAACUGUUCAGAGGGAGGCGAGGGAUGACAGGGACAAGUUUCUGUAUUAUUGACCACACAUAACCUCAUACGUAGGGUGUCAUCACCUCUAAAGUUAGCACUGAACAUCUGGAUUUCAAACACUCACUCUGCCUCUUUUGGCGUCGCAUGUCAUGUUAUUUGGUCAUGUCCUUUUUCGUCCCUGCAGAGGAAGAGAUCAUUGUUAGCUUUUGCUUCCUCUUUUACACAAAGGGAGAGACCACACACCUGUCAUGUAGUUUGCACCCAGUCAACCUACAUCUUUAAAAAAACUGUUUUAGGAUCUAGAAGUGUGUAAUCUUUACAGCUGUCGCAUCUUUUUCUUCACUUGAGUUAAAGAUCCAAAUGUUAUUUUUACUGUUGCUGUGUUAAAAACAUAACUUAAAUCCGGGACAAAACUAAAAGUGCACAUUCAUUGAAGUAAAAUGUAAAUGUUAUGAUUUCAUUUCAUGCUUUUAAAGUUUAGGGUGAGGCGAUGAAAUUUGUCUCUAUAAUUUUUUGUCUAAUUUGAUCUCAGUUUUAUUUGUUUUACUGAACUUUUACAUAAUUUCUAAACACUCAGUGUCUUUUUGAUGUUGAAGCAAAGCUGGUAAAUUCUCUAAAAGAGCGAGUGACUAAUGUUUUAAAUGUGGUGCAAUGCAACUGGUCGACUGUAGUGGAAAAAUUAGUGUGCGGGUCUGAAUCAAGAAGGAUUUACUCUAUCAUUAUGACUCACUUCUGUGGAUUUUACUCAUCAAAAUCUGAUUAUAUGUGAGUAACUGCAUCUUACUCUGCUCUACAUCCGUCUCAAAGAAACUCAAAGGAAUUAUUCUUUUCUGAUCUGAUUGUCUUUUUUUUCAGAGCGACCUUUUACCCAUCUUCCCCCACUUGUGGCUUUAGCAUGAAUAUUGUAUAGAUAACAAAAAUAACAAAGAAAAAUGUGACAUUGUUAAUCAAGAGAAAGAAAAUUCUUUCUUAGUGAUCUAAGACUAAUUUUUAUACAUCAUAAAUUUUCCAAUCCUUUGUUUGAACUGAAGAAGCCUUUUUGGAAAUGAGGUGAAACAUCGUCAAGAAUCUCAACCAAGUCUAGUUGCCCUUAGACCAUGUUUCCCUGCUCCAACACACCUGAUUCAAAUGAUCAGCUCGUUAUUGAGCCAUUACAGAGCUUGAUAAUGAGCUAAUCAUUUGAAUCAGGUGUGUUGGAGCAGGGAGGACUGGACUUGAGAACCACUGCCUUAGAUAACCAUGACCUGAAAAAUGAGAACCUAUACAGAACCUAUAAGAUUUUAUUUACCAAUCAAAGAAUAUACCAAAUGCACAAUUUGCAUCCCACACACACAGAAAAGCUCAAGCAUCACAUCAGAAAAAAACAAAAUGGUUCUUCUAGGGCUGAGCGAUAAACUGAAAAUUUACACCAAAAUUUACGACAUAACCAACGUCAUUUUGCCCAUGUCGGUGUAUUAGGUGUCAAAAAAAAAAAAGAUGAAUAAAAGUUGGUUUUGGGUGUGUGUAGGUAGGCUAUGGUCUCAUGUCCCUUUAAAAUGUGGUCCUACAUCAGAGACAUGACAGGUGAGGAGAUGGAGAACGGUUCAAAAGUUGUAGCGGCUGGAGCGGCAGCUGCAGUGGUCAAAGUUCAUGUGGGAGGGGGUGAGCAGCUUGCGGAGUAUUUGUCGUCCUUUUAUCGUUAUCGAGAUGAACUGCUCAAUAUAUCGUGAUAUUGAUUUGAGGACAUAUCGCCCAGUCCUAGGUUCCUCUGUUAUUAUCUUGUCUUAGGCAGAAAUGUCCUAAGACAAGAUAAUAACUCUGCUAUUAUCCCACUCUGUUGAAACCAGUGGCUUCAUUUGUCUGUGUUGUUCUGCACUCAGCUGUUGCCAACUACAGAGCAGAUGAGUUAAGAUAAAGGUUAAGCAUGCAAAUACUAAUUGGCUGAAAAGUAUGAUAGUAGAUCAGAGUCAUUUGUGUCAUUGUUCAGUUAAAAAUGAUUGGUACAGCUGUUUUUAUUCAUCUUUUUAAUCAUGCUUCCUUUUUACAUUUAUCAGAAAUGGAAGAAAAACUGGUUCGUCCUCUACCCUGCCAGUCAAAACGGCAUUGCCCGCCUGGAGUUCUUUGACUCACCCUCAGGAGGAGGCGGUGGGGCCGGCGGGGGCUCAGGAAGCGGGUCCAAUGAGAAAACCAGGAAGCUUGACAAGAAGAUCAUCCGUUUGUCUGAAUGUAUUUCCAUCCUGCCGGCCCUGAUGGAGAACUGUCCCAAAGAAAACAUGGCAGCGUUCUGUGUGGAGACCAACGACAAGACGCACGUGUUCGCUGCAGAGAAAAAUGCCGCCAAGGACUGGAUGGAUACCAUGUGUGACAUCGCGUUUCAGGUAUUCUUACACUUUUCUCUUAUUUGCAUGUUUGUCAAAUGAAGAAAACUGACUGUGUGUUUAAUUUAAAAAACAGUGGGAAUGUUUUUGUGUGUGUAUGUCCAACCUUUUCAGUGUUUUUUGUCUGUCUUUAACACUAUUGAAGAAUAUUAUUUUGACUAUUUUGAACACAAACAAAAAUCUGCGUAGUGAGGUCAAAUUAAUAAAGAAAUGAGAGACUUGCUGCCUGAGAUUUAGUUUUCAUCAGGAGUUCACAACAACAUUGUAAGUCGUCCAAAAUUUCCCACGUUGCCCUGGGGUUUCUAUUCAGGCUCGUGCUUUUGUUGAACGCCCUUAGACACACAGACACACUCGCUCAAAGGAAGCCAAGAGGGAGUUUCCAAGAGGAAGACUUCUUCUCCCUGCUUCUCUGCUUCACUCUUUCAGCUCUCUUAUAUUAGAAAGCUCCCAGCCUCAUUAUAUUUCCUCACUUAUUUGUCAUGACGAUGCAUCUGUGCAGACAAACAUAAACUCGUGAUCUUAAACAAAAGUGAAAACAGCAUCAUGAGUAAAACUGUCACAAAAGAUGGUCUUUCUUGAAGGGGUGAGCCUGGCUGAAUAAUGUUUAUUCACUGUUGAUGUUUUAUGUGUGCACAGAGAGGAGGCGGCAGCGGCAGCAGUGACAGUACCGCUGCAGACUCUAAUGGUGGACCCAAGGACCUGCAGAUGUCUGAAAACCUUAUCUAUUACUCCAGAGAGGAGGGUAGGGAGACAAAUACUUCUUUUUAAUGUGUAUUUUAAAGAGAUACACUUUGUUAUUAGGUCUGUUUGACCUUUAUUAACCUGGGAGUGAAAAGGAAAGAUCGCCUCCUCAGCAGAGUUCUAUCAAACAUGUCAACAGCCAUAUACAGAGAAAGAGAAAUUCACUUUAAUGCUGCAACCCAAAGAAAAAUGGAGAUUGAAUUCAUAUUAAACUAUUUAUAAGCAUUUCAGAGAAUAAAAUGUAAUCUAAUAGUAACAUUUCCCCUGUCGUCUAUUUGCAGUUAAUGAGUUUUGGGUGACCGUUCAACGUACUGAUGCAUCAGAGCGCUGUGGGCUGACGGGCAGCUACUGGCUGAAAGCAGAAAGCGACGUUUUAAUCUUGAAGGAUCCGAAGACGAAGAGGAACAUGCAGAUGUGGCCUUACAAGCUGCUGAGAAGAUAUGGACGAGACCGGGUGGGUGUUCGGAUGUUUGAUGGGAAAUUUUUAUACCAGACGAGAGAAACGAUAUAAAAAUGGAUAUGUGUGAGUUGGCAUUUGUACAAAAAAGGAAAAAAUCAAAAAUAGUUUGAAAGAAAAAAGUGAUUUUAAAUAUCACAUCAUAUUUGCUGAGGACAGAGAAUUAAGGGGAAGAAGGAAGGAAAAAAGCAUCAUUUCAGUGAAAGAAAACGACAAGUAAUCAUUGAUGGUUGGGGGAGGGGAAUUUUUUAAUUUUUUAAAAUAUUUAUUUAACCUUUAUUUAUUUAUUUAUUUAUUUAUUUAUUUAUUUUUUUAAGAUUAGGAAACGUUUCAUUGCAUCCAGUAUUUAUUUAUACAUAUUAAGAUUAAAGUACUAACAUUUAGUAUGUAUACAUCCAUAUUUAUAUUUAAGUACUAACAUUCAGUAUUUAUUAUUUGUCCAUUUUGAUAUUAAAGUAUUAACAUUCAGGCCUUUUGACUUCUUUUUUUGUUGUCUAGGUGAUGUUCUCAUUCGAGGCUGGUCGACGCUGUGACUCAGGCCCCGGUAACUUCACUUUCGAGACAAAGCAAGGCAACGAGAUCUUCCUACUUGUGGACCAGGCUAUCCAGUCCCAGAAGGCAAUGGCAGAGGACCGGCACCUCAGCUGUCCUAUGAACUUUGACCCAGACUGCCCUGCCUCACUCCAGCACAUCCGCAAUGCUGCUCCUUGCGGCAUGGUGGCAGGGAGUGGAGAUAGCAGUAGCUGCAGCAGUCGGGAGGCAGAUGGGGAUUCAGGAGGGAGCAAACCGGGCUCUGCUGAUGGUGUGCUUGGGAAGAGAGAAGGUGGAGAUGGAGGAGGAGGAGGAGGAGGAGGAGGAAGAGGGCAAGGAACAUCAGCACUUAAAGGGAGGAGUUUACCUGAACCACCAGCCAUUUUGAGCCAUUUGGGAGGAGGGGGGACUCCUCCUAAGUCUCCCAGAGGGCAGGCAGCAACCAAAGGUCUAACCCCAGCCGAUGAACAUGCAGGUCUUUACUCUGAACCAGCAGAUGCAGUUCGUCUUCCUCCACACAGCGCUGACUGUCUUUACUCCGACCCAGUGGACAGCAUCAAGGGUCAAAGCAAAACCAGCAACCCGGCUCCAGUGCCUACUCCACGCCUUCGGCCAGUUGGAGAUGAGGCUUCAGGAGGCGGGGUCCAAGGGCAACAACACCAUGAUGGGAACAACCACAGAAAGCCACCAGACCUGUAUUCACAUGUUUAUGAUCACAUCAGCCAAGAGGUCAAUCUCAGGACGGGGGCACUGAGUCUGAACGGGGCCACAGAAGGAGGCAGAGGGGUUAAUAGUAACAGGCAGCCCCCAGGAAGUCAAGCAGACGGGGCUUCAUCUACUCUUCCUCUGGAGCACAUAUACGAUGAACCAGAGGGCUGCGCCAAGGGAGGGUCUACUAUCUCAGUCGUUUCAGGGGUAAGUCUCUACGAUGAGGCCUGGGUGGAUUCGAGUGUUCAGAGGAGACAGGAAGAGGCGCUGGAAGGGAAUUACAGUACCCCCUCUCAUGGGAAAGCAUCAGAUCCCCCGAGAAACUCUUCAGUACAGCUAGGCCUGAGUCGUGGCACACCGCAACCUCCAACUCCAAGGUGGCCCAAACCCAUCACUGCCCCAAAACCAAGCAGAAGCAUUUUUGCUCGGAAGGAACCAGUGCCACUUCCUCCUGGGAAACACGGAGGACCAGGGAGCAAUGUAAACAACAACAAUAAUCUGGGAGGGGGAGAAGACAAAGGAAGAGAAGGGAGAGAGCUGUACAGUAAAGUCUCCAAGCAGAAAACUCAACCUGCUAACUCGUGGUAUGCCCAACAACACACUCCGUUGUUGAGAUCACCUGAUAUAAUCUAUGACAAUCUGGGAGAUGUCUGAAUGAAAAUUUUGAGAUUGUAUUUUCUGGAAGGUGUGAGCACAUUUCUUCUGACUGUGGAGUAAGUAUUUGAGACUCUUAAGAAGCCCACAAAAUGCACGCAUCUGAAACUCCGAGCUGAAAUCUGGAAGGGCCACCCUCUGUGAGUCUGUUUUGGAGAAGGAGUGAGUGUUUGCCUGGUCAAACCCAUAAUUGAAGUACCAAUCCACAGUGUGGUUGGAACCAGCCACUUCACUUGGACGCACACACACUUCAACACAAAUACACAUUUGCCAAGGAGCAUAGCCGACAGGCUUCACUUUAACAAGCUGAGAGCGCGGCUUGGCACUUCUUCCACUAAAUGUGUGCCAUGAGUAUGACAGGACUGUGAAACAUGUUUUUGCACUGCUGCGUUUGUAUUUCUCUGCAAUUUGGGACAAUAUGACUGCAGGAUUUUUUUUAUAGGUUAUAUUUAAGGCCAGGAGUCCAGAGAAAGAUUGAUUGUUUUCUGUCAGCGUUAGUGGCUUUCCUCAUUGUCCCUAAACCAGGAAAACUCAGAGGUUUAGUAGUUAUCGGCCCAGGACAUUUACUCGCAAUAUGCGCUUAUCUUAGGGGUGACUGAAUAUUAAAAUGUGGAUUCUUGAGACAUGAAGACCCUAUCUUUGAGGUGACUCAAAAGUGGCUCUCUGCAAAGGUUCAUAUUUUAGAAAUCAAUAUUUGGAUAUACUUUGUAAUUGUAACGUCUCAGUAUGUGAAUGUAUGUCUUCAGAGCAGCUGUGCUGUGUGUAAAUAUGACUUAUAAUAAAAAACUUCUUCAGAAACUUUUAA
Xyrichtys novacula (pearly razorfish) is the source of this 12781-nucleotide messenger RNA. NCBI's taxonomy places the organism in Eukaryota, Metazoa, Chordata, Actinopteri, Labriformes, Labridae. The record is from the annotation of a GenBank genome assembly.